Molecule: messenger RNA, 3419 nt
Organism: Macrobrachium nipponense
Lineage: Eukaryota; Metazoa; Arthropoda; Malacostraca; Decapoda; Palaemonidae
Product: RNA polymerase II subunit A C-terminal domain phosphatase-like
Exons: 11
Coding region: 320-2842 (840 amino acids)
Cellular component (GO): nucleus
Molecular function (GO): RNA polymerase II CTD heptapeptide repeat phosphatase activity
Source: RefSeq, a predicted model, not a curated record
CAGAUAAGCUAUUCGGUGGAAGAACGUAUCAGUUAAGGGGAAGCAUGGAAGACAAAUACAACUUACAAUGGUUGACAGCUCUGUUGGCUACGGUACCUGACUUCUUAUCGAAGUUUGCUUAAAGACCAGAGAAGAAGAGAACCAUCACCGUCCCUGCCGGCGACGCCCCCAUCCCGGCUAAGCCCCGCCCACGCGGUCCCCAACCUCCGGCGGUCCAGGGUCCUAGAAACAAAAACAAACAGGUCUGAAGAAGAGGAGGACUGUGUAGUAGUGUAGAGCCCCGAGAGAUCUGCUUCUCGUUUGAAUUCGCCCGUGGAAGAUGUUGGCCGUGAGGGAAUGUUUCACGACGAAUGACACUGGGCAGAGCUACAAGGUCGUAAGUCUCUUUGCCAAGAAAGGCACCAACAUAAUGAAAAAGAAGAAACUUUGUGAAGUUGAAGCAGAAAAUGGAGAGCGAAUCAUAGUGAAGGCGAAAAACUCCGGUGUCGUUUCACAGGUGUUGGUCAAAGUAAACGACGUAGUGGAAGAUGGAAGUUGCAUUAUGGAAAUAACAGCAUGCGUUCAUCCAGCACUGAUGGGCAACAUCUGCUGUGACUGUGGCAUGGUGUUGGAUGACAAUGAAAUCCCCAAAAGUGAUACUGUCAGCAUGAUACAUUCGGUACCUGAUCUCAAGAUUGCAAAAGAGGAAGCAGAAGAACUUGGUAAGAAAGACCAGAAGAAUUUACUGAAUCAACGGAAGCUGGUUCUCCUUGUUGAUUUAGAUCAGACCCUUAUCCACACAACAAAUGACAACAUUCCACCUGAGUUAAAAGAUGUGUAUCAUUUUCAACUUCACUCUGGUGGCCCUUGGUACCAUACAAGACUAAGGCCUCAUACAAAAGAAUUUUUGGAGAAGAUUUCAAGACUAUAUGAACUUCACAUAUGCACAUUUGGUGUUCGAGAGUAUGCUCAUUACAUUGCACAUUUUUUAGAUCCGGAUGGGAAGCUUUUUGGUCAGCGAAUACUGUCUCGAAAUGAGUGCAUAGAUCCUAUGUCAAAGAAGGCAAAUCUCAAUUCCCUCUUCCCAUGUGGUGAUAACAUGGUUUGCAUCAUUGAUGAUCGGACUGAUGUUUGGAAUUUUUCACCCAAUGUAAUACAGGUGGUUCCAUACCAUUUUUUCCGUCACACUGGUGAUAUAAAUGCGCCACAAGGCUUGCAGAAGAAAGAAAAUGAUGAUCGUCAAGGGAUUGAUUUCAAGUCAUUCGGUAAGGGAUUAGCUAAGGAUACUUCACCCACAGAUAGUCCUGAGGGGAGUGAUGAGGAUUUUGAUAAAAGAACUUACAGUUCCGACUCUGACAGUGAUAAAGAUUCCAAAGACAAACAAGAGAUAGAAGGUGACAGUGCUGAGUCAGACAAAAUUAGUGAUGAUUCAGCUGUUGACGUCCACACGGAUGAUGCAGAGAUGAGAGAUGAGGAUGGAAAAAGUAGUGCCCAGGACAUUUUUGAUUUUAAGCUGCAAAACAUCACAAUUGAAGAAAAAGAAAAUAGUGCAAACAAAAAGAACUUAAAAAGGCAGUCACAAGACAAUGGCAAGCAAAGGCGGAAAGCCACAAAGGAAGACUCCAAACAAAAAGACAACAGUAGUGACUCCAAACAAAAAGACAACAGUAGUGAAACACACGAGGACGAAAGUAUAUCCGAAAGUGAUUCUUGUAAAGAAAAGAGUGAUGGUACAAAUUUUGAUACAAAUGAGAAAGUAAAUAAGUGUAGCAGUGAAACUGAUGUGACUGAAAGUGGUAAGGACUCAAAUCCUCAGACAGAAAACCAAAACCUAGAGAGAGAAAAAACGAAAGAACUCAGUUGUGAGGAAUCCAGACCAGACAAUUUGAUUGAUGUGGUGGAUGAUGAUGACUUUCUUUUAUAUUUGGAAGACAUUUUAGGAAAAAUUCACGUAACCUUCUUUAACGAGUAUGAGAAAUGUAAGACCCAGCAGCAAUCGGAUGUUAAGGAAACAGAAUUACCAGAUCUUAAAAAGUUGAUACCUUUAGUGCGAAAGGAUGUGUUGAAAGGCAUAAAUAUUGUUUUCUCUGGUGUUGUGCCACAGCAGGUGAAGCUGAAGGACUCCAGAGCCUACCAAAUUGCCGUGUGCUUUGGCGCAAACGUUUCAGAAAGACUCAUCGUCAGAGCCAAAGGAGAGAGUGAGAAAAGUGAUAAGGGAGAAAAUCGUUGUUACACCACUCAUCUUGUAGCUGCAAAUAUCAAUACUGAAAAGGUACACCGUGCUCGGAGAUGUAAAUCUAUAAAGAUUGUGACACCAAACUGGCUAUGGUCGUGCGUUGAAAGAUGGGAGUUGGUGGAAGAGCGGCUUUUUCCAUUAACCAAAGAAGUGGAGAAAGAUGUCCAGAGACAUCCACCACAUCAUUGUUAUUGUCCGGACUUUUCAUAUCAACCUACACAAAUUGAAGCAGUUCCUGGACCUAGUGGUCGGACAAGAACACCAAGUGGAAAUCUUUUAGAUGAUGUAAAUCCCCUCCUGUUUUUCAGCCCUGAUGACAAAAACAGUAUGGCUGUUGAAGUCGACAUGAUGUUGAGUGAUGAUGAUGAGUCAAACUUUACUGAUGACAACAGUGAAGAUGAAGAAAGUGGUCCAGAAAGAAAAAAACACAGAAGAAUGGAAAGAAAUUUGGAUAGCACAAGUAGUAGCAGCAGUGAAAGACAAACUGAUGAAGAUGGAGACAGUAAAUUACCCAGUAAGGUCUUCCAUCAAGGUAGUGGACUGCCAAGUGAUGACAGUGAUGGAGGUCUGAGUGAUGAAGAUGAUCUCAGUAGAAUGGGUGCAGACCUGGAAAGUUUGUUGGAUUGAAUUACAGUACAAAAUUUAAUUUUAUAAGGAAAGUUUUAUUUUUUACAAGUCUGUGGAAAUGUGAUUGUCCAACCUGACUGAUUAAGUUGUAGAUUUUAAAAAGAAGAUCCCUGAAACUCUGUUGUAAUUGUUUAAAGUAGCUUUAUUUUUGUUAUAAAAUUCCACUGUUUUACAAAUACAUUUUAAAAAUUGUGGUUAUAUAAGAUAUUGCAGAGGUCACAUUUACCUGCAUUAUCUCAGACUGAGUUUACGGAGAGCUUGUUACAUAUAUAUGUCCUUCAGUAUCACAAACAAAAAUUUGGGAACUCAUUUUAUCCUGAAGGAUUUGGUUAACGUAAAAAGAAUUUACGUAGAAUUAUAUGGGCUUUCAUUUUAAAGCAAGCUAUAAUAAAUUCAUUAUCAUAUCAUGAAUUCUGAGUGAAUUUUAGUACUAUACCUUUUACACGAAAAAUUAUUUUGCCUGGAAUAAUCAUGUUUUUAAAAUGUAUUAAAGUACUGUAUAUUUGCAAUGUUCAUUUCUUAUGAGGGUAAUAUUUUAUUGUACUCAAAGAUCAUGUUAAUAAAUUUUGAUUUUGUU